Molecule: messenger RNA, 5737 nt
Organism: Nicotiana attenuata
Lineage: Eukaryota; Viridiplantae; Streptophyta; Magnoliopsida; Solanales; Solanaceae
Exons: 6
Coding region: 3224-4717 (497 amino acids)
Biological process (GO): regulation of DNA-templated transcription
Source: RefSeq, a predicted model, not a curated record
GCUUUUAAUACAAAAGUAGAGUUUUUAAUAUAAAAGAAAACUUAGAUAUAUAAAUAAAGUAAUAAUUUGGCUUACUUAAAAAUGGGUAAAUGAAUAGUUUUCCCAAUGUUUCAAUUUUUCACUUCUUACUCCUUCGCAUUAGAUAACGUGUAAAAAUUGUACUCUUCCUUUCUUAAUUUGUCCAAGUCAAUCUUUCUUUUCCUCAAUCUAUUCAUAUUUCAGAAUCCCCUACGUAUUUUUUGUCUUUCUCUUUGUGUUCAACAAUACUUUUAAGCUUCCAAUAGUUCUAUAUUUCUAUUGCUCUAUAAAUUUUUAUCUAAGAUCAACAAUACCUCAAAAAAGAUUAAAUGAGUUGGCUAUAUUAUCAAUUGAAAAAGAAUUAUUAGAGAAAAUCGAUUAUAAAAAAGAUUAUUAACAACUUUGUAUCUCAAAAAGCUAGAAGAAUAAGUUUCAAAUGUAAGCAUAUCUUAUAACUUUCUUUUUAAAAUUUAGGCCUCAUAUUAAACUUUGGGUUUAGGCCCCCGCAUAUACUUUAGCCGCCCCUGAAUUCGAGGUAAUGGGGAGAUUGACGAGUAUGUCACACAUCAUAUUGGAACAGGGUGGAUGAAAUGGAGGCUCAUAUCCGGCAUUUUGUGUGACAAGAGUGUGCUGCCUAGACUUAAAAGGUAGGUUCUAUAGAGUGGUGGUUAGACCUACUAUGUUGUAUGAGGCAUAGUGUUGGCCAAUUAAGAACUCUCAUGUCUAGAAGAUGAAAGUGACAGAGAUGAGGAUGCGGAAAUAGAUUUGUGGGGCAUAUCAGGAGAGAUAAAAUUAGGAAUGAAGUUAUUCAGGACAAGGUUGGAGUGGCCCCCAUGGAGGACAAGAUGCGAGAAGCGAAGUUAAGAUGGUAUGGGCAUGUGAAGAGGAGAGGUGCGAAUGCCCCAUAAGGAGGUGUGAGAGGUAGAGGUAAAGUAUUCGGGUGAGGUGAUUAGGCAGGUCAUGGCGCAACUUUAGCUUACCGAGAAAUGAACCUUGAGAGUAAGGUGUGGAAGUCGAGGAUUAGGAUAGAAGGUUAGUGAGUAGUUGAGGGUAUCUCUUUACCAUACCAGUUGCAUUAGUAUUAGUCUUGUAUUUUCCUGUUCGUAAAGUUAUAUGACUAUAUGGGAUUUCUUUCGCAUUAAUUAUCUUAUUAUAUCGUUGUUGUUACUACUUGUUGCUACUGCUUCUUUUCAUUUCUCCUUGAGCCGAGGGUCUUCAGAGACAGUCUCUCUACCCUCCCCAAACCCCACUUGUGGGAUUACAUUGGAUAUAUUGUUGUUGUUGUUAUAUAAUCGUGUGUAAUUAGUUUAUAUUCUAUGUAAACCAGCUAGAAAAACUAAACAGUAAAUCCAGUCCUAUUGACUAUUAACAGUCGGGUCAGAGCCGUUAUAAGUCAAAAAUUUCAGAGAGGUCAAAUUCAACCCUUUUUUUUCCACUAAACAAAUUCAACUCUUUGGCUGUAUAGAAGCUGCAGCAUGUUAUCCAAAAAAAAUAAUGCAGAUGAAGCUAAUUUUCUAGUCAUUCUGAAACUAGGGAGGCAUGAGAUCAUCAAAAUUGGUACUCAUGCUAAGUCCUUACCUUUUCCAAUGCUUAUUUAGCUAUAUGUGCAUUUGGGGUGCGUGACUGACAUCACUUUACUGAAUCCUAUGUUGAAUCUAUUCCAGAAAUUCUGGAAAAAUCUGAUAUUAAUUAGUCAAGCUUCAAUUUUCUGGUUUUAGCAGAAAUUUUGGACUGCCUUUUACGUAAUUGGUGUACGUGGGGAUUAGUACAAGCUGUGAGAAAUUUUAGGUCUGUAGUUAUGGGUAAGGGUUUAUUUGGUAUUUUUAAAUGAUAGUUCGCAUUACUUUGAAUAUAUCCUUUGUUCUAAUAAAUUGGAAUCAAGGUAGUGCUUCUCCAUUCGUCGAGCAUGCUACCACUUCAUGGUGUAGCAUUAAAUAGCUCGGUAAGGUGUCCUACUCCAACCUUCCCAAGGCACUUUCAAACUAUGAGGAUUAAUAUUUUUCAUGGCAUUCGUUAUCUCAGCCGGCCUAAUUCUACGAGUAUAACUAAAGUGUCUGUCGUGGCACAUAUGCAUGUAGAUCCAAAUUUUUAUUAAAUAGCCUUUCCAUCACUCCUUUAUCUAAUUAUCUCUUGUCAAUACUUGUUGAGAAUCGUCUUUUUAAUAAACUUCACCUAGUUUAAGUCCUUUGGUGGGUGUUGGAGAAGAAAGCAAUUCAUAUUAAAUAUAUGAAUGUCAUAAAAGACAAGUAUGAAGGAGCCGUCACUAGCAUGAGAACAGUAGUAAGAGAUACAAAGGAGUUUCCCAUAAUCGUGGGUUUACACUAGGAAUCGGCAGUGAGCUCAUACUUGUUUACCCUAGUUAUGGAUAAUCUAACCAAUGCAAUAUAAAAUGAGGUCCCAUGAUGUAUGUUAAUUGGUGACAAUUUUUUUUUGUAAUUGACGAAACCAACGAGAGUGUAAACCAAAAAGUUUGAACUAUGCAGAAGCACUCUAGAGUAAGAGUUUUUGGAUGCAUAGAAGUAAGAUUGAAUGUAUGUUAUUGCAAGUUUAGCCGGCAUAAGAAGAGUGAAGUUGAGGUGGGAUUAGACUGGAUUGUGAUGCCUAAAUGCAAAUAAUUCAGAUAUCUAGGCUCGUUGUACAAUAGCUGCAGAUGAAGCCAAUUUUCUGGUCAUUGGUUUGACCUCCAAUGUAUCUGAACCAUGAGAGACCUGAGAUGAUCAAAAUUGGAACUGAUGUUAAGACCUUUUCACCUCUUCAAAGGCUGUUUUGCUAGAAACUGCAUUUGGGGCACGUGACAUCACUUUACCAAAUCUUAUAUGGGUCCAUUCCAUGAAUUCUGGAAAACUAUGGCAUUUGUCCACGUUAUAUAGCAUGAAUCAGUUAUGUAGAAUUCAACAGCACUUGGAUCUGUUGCGUCAUUAACCUUUGACGGUCAUUAUUCAACGGAAAUGAUAUGUGAAAGCUAGCUGUCAGGGGCCGAAAAAGGUGGCUUCUUGAACUCAAAAGGUGACCAUUUUCUCCAUUUCAGCAAGAAAUUCACUUCUAAUUUUUCAGUUCUAUAUGGCUACAUAGACACAUAUUUAGUGGGGUGUCAGUAAAUUAGUCAUAGAUACAUCCUAUUGGUUUUUCUCAGAGCAUUGGAGUAAGGAAAAUAACUGGUUGAAUCUGAAGUGGGGUUUGAUCGAUAUUACAAUAUUGGAUUGAAAUGGAUAAUACAACAGCAUCAGCUCAAGGACCAACAUCACCAGCUGAGGCAGGUCAUGCUCGAUUAAAGCAGGAGAUGUCUAAGCUCACGAUUUCUGAUGAUCCCAGAUCACAGAGACAAAUGUCCCAUUCGAUCUCCCCACAACAGCCGCCUCGUUGUAGGGCUGGUGGUGGUUUUGAUGGUGGUGCUGUCGCUGUUUGGAAAAGCGGGUCAACUUAUUUCAGGCAUUUGUCACCAUUGGAAAGAGAGAGUAGUAGUGAAGGCGAGGGUGACAGCAGUAAUGGUGAUGGCCAUGCUGCAGUAAAGUUUACUGAUAGACACUAUUUGAAUAUAUUACAGUCAAUGGGACAAGCAUUGUAUAUAUUUGAUGUCAACUAUCGUAUAAAUUACUGGAAUCGAUCUGCUGAACGACUAUAUGGUUAUUCUGCUGAAGAAGCUCUUGGACAAGAUACCAUUGAGCUCUUAGCUGAUGCUCAGUAUUAUGGUGAUGCUGCUUACAUUAUAGACCUAGCGGUAAAAAUGGGUGAGAGUUGGACUGGACAGUUUCCAGUUAAGAAUAAGCAAGGAGAUAGAUUUGUAAUCAUUGUUACGACUAGCCCUUUUUAUGAUGAUGAAGGUACUUUUGUCGGUGUUAUUACUGUAGCGAGUAAUGCGAGGGAUUUCCAAGAAACAGGGUUUGCAUCGAUGGAAGUGAAGCUGUUGGAACCUGAUGCAAGAUUUAGAGCCAGAACCCUUGCUUCUUCCAAACUUGGACUUGAUCCCCAGCAGCCCCUGCAAGUUACCAUUGCCUCCAAAAUUUCUAAUUUGGCCUCAAAGGCGAGCGACAAGGUUAAGUCAAAAAUAAAGACAGGAGACAGCAGCGUGCUUUAUGAAGGUGGAAGUGGAGAUAGUCAUUACUUUAGCCGUGCAUUUUCUGGUGCUGCUCUCUCAGAUCAUAGGGAGGAUGCGAAUUCCAUUGGAGCGAGUACGCGUUUGGGAGAUUUUCACCCUUCUCCUGUUGGAUUAUUCUCUAAUCUUGCAAAAGAGGAACAUUCUCUGGGGAAACACUCAAGCUAUUCUGGGGAUGAGAGUGAGGGAAAACAAGGGAUUUGUAAGGCUGUCACCUUGAAGGUCGAGGCAUGGAUGGCGAGGAAGAGCUUACCAUGGCCAUGGAAAGGCAACAAUCGAGAUGUGUCAGAGACAGAGAGUACGAGACUUGUACGGGCUUGGCUAAACAAUAACCAUGAAAAUGAGAAUUACAGUAACAGUUAUAAUGCAUUAAAACCAGACAAUCAGUUUAUUGAUACUAACUGGACAACCACCAAUGAAGCUUCGGGAUCCUGGUCUACUUCAUUUAAUGUCAACAGCACUAGCAGUCCCAGUAGCUGCGGAAGCACCAGCAGUAGUGAUGUUAAUAAAAUGGACAUGGAUACUGACUGCCCAGAUUACGAAAGCUUGUGGGCGGACGUAACAAUUGGAGAACAUAUUAGAGAAGGUAAUCAAAGGAAAGGUUGAAGAUGUAGAGUUGCCUGAGAAAGCUGAUAUUUUGAUCUCUGAGCCAAUGGACAGCUGCAGCUUUUGCCAGAAACUUCAUUCUCAGAUGCAUAUAAGACAAUCAUGAAAGAACUUUGAUAUUUUCCCGUGAUGGGGUUCAGUGCAUUUCAUGUACAAGUGACUAAUAAGUACCUACGACUUAAAGCAAUUUUGACUCACCUUUGCUGCUGCACUAAAGCUUUCCUUAUGCAAUUAUUUUACCUUAUUUUCACACUAUAAUUUUCGACAAAGGGAUUUCAAUCUUCUCAACCGACCUGGUAUGUAACUUUACUGUUUCGUCCAACUCAUAUGGUUGUCACCCGUCUAUCCAAGAAUUGGUGAAGAAACUUAACAAUCUGCAGUGGGAGUAUGUUAUUCAAGCCCAGACAGCAAGCAGCACUGCAGGAUGUAGCAGCCAUAAGGAGCAGUAAAUACAAAAAGCGCUUGUGCUUCAGGUUCAUCGUCAGAUUGCUAGCAGAUGCAUUUUGCUAACUCUUCAAGGUUUUAUGACUGUCGCAUGAAAGUUGGUCUGUCAGAGCUCACAAGCUGCUUCUGUUGUCCGAUCCUAAGUUAAGAGGACUGUUCGUGCUGGCGCGUUCUAUUGGUCUUAUCGGGCACGCAUUUGAUCAGAAGGGAUUGAAGCACUGUACCAAGUGAAGACUGAAGACUCUAAAUAACAACAGCCAGAAAGUUGCAUGCUCCCUAAAAAGUGUUUUAUUAGCCAUUUGUUGUGAUCAUUCUUCAUGUUUUGGACUCUCAUCUACUCUCUAGCCGAGGGUCUAUCGGAAACAACCUCUCUGCCCUUCCGGGGAAGGGAUAAGGUCUGCGUACAUAUUACUCUCCCCGUACCCCACUUGUGGAAACUUACUGGGUUUGUUGGUUGUUGUAUUUUUCAUGUUUUAGACUAGUAUUUUGUACUCCCAAGUGGUUGCUAAGCAUUUUUGUAAGUUUGUAAAAAGAGACAACUCCUAUAUAUGAAAUAAAUGAAUACACUUAUUGUUA